AUGGAAUCGCCAAAGAGGGUACUCGUUACGGGCGGAAGCGGUUUCUUGGGAGGACAUGUAGUCCGACAACUUCUCAAGGAUGCAGUAACGACUGUCGCUGUCGUCAGCCGUCAUCCCAAGAUGCCAGCUGAUGUUGCUGACGAGUCUCACGUCUCGCUUCAAGCAGCCGACUUGAUAGUACCGAGCCAGAUUGAACAGGUCUUUGAGACGUUUAAGCCACACGCUGUCAUUCAUACAGCUUCACCGCCUUAUCUCGACACACCUGCGAACCUGAUGAAGGCAAACAUCGAUGGGACAAAAGCACUACUAAAAGCUGCCUCAGCGUGUGCCGAUACUGACGUAUUUGUCUUUACGUCCUCUGAUUCAGCCGUUCUACCCACGCAAGAACCUCUGUCAGAAGAAAACGCUGUUCUGUAUGAUGAGACGAAUGCUCCAAACGCUUAUGCAAUGUCAAAGGCCACGGCUGAACGACUCGUCAUUGCUUCAAAUUCAGAACUGCUUCGGACUGCAGCUAUACGAAUACCGGCCACUUAUGGCGAGUACGACACGAAUUUCGUGCCUCAACUCGUGCAAAGCAUUCGAAGGAAAGAGCACAAAAUGCAAGUUGGCAAUGAUACAAAAGUGUUUGAGUUCUUGUACGUCAAGAAAGCAGCCGAGGCACACAUCCUCGCCAUGAAAGCCCUUCUUGACCUAGAGACGCGGGACAAGGCUGGCGGUGAGGCAUUCUUCAUCUCAGAUGGGAAACCACAGAGGUUCUUUGACUUCUCUCGGAAGUUUUAUGCUUCAGCUGGACAUCCCGUUGCAUUGGAGGAGGUCACAAAGAUUCCGUUCUUUGUGAUGCAGGCGAUGGCAUCAACGGCUGAAUGGGUUUACUGGGUCCUGACCUUGGGAUAUGUCAAACCUGGUAUGCGAAGGACUGCUAUUGAUCAUCUGGACUCUGGGUGCUGUUGGUCUCUGGAUAAAGCGAAGAGGAUACUGGGAUAUGAGCCUGUUGCGGAUCAGGAUGAGGCUAUUAGGAAAACUAUGGAGUGGGCAAUGAAAACUUUGUAA
Messenger RNA from Fusarium oxysporum Fo47, 1050 nucleotides. RefSeq lists its product as uncharacterized. The record is from RefSeq and is a predicted model, not a curated record. Gene Ontology annotation, molecular function: 3-beta-hydroxy-Delta5-steroid dehydrogenase (NAD+) activity. Gene Ontology annotation, biological process: steroid biosynthetic process. NCBI's taxonomy places the organism in Eukaryota, Fungi, Ascomycota, Sordariomycetes, Hypocreales, Nectriaceae. The coding region runs from base 1 to 1050 and encodes 349 amino acids. The transcript has a single exon.